GUCUAUUACUAUUGUAAAAAUACCAUAUUUCAAUCCUCAUUUUUUCUCCCAUAACUCAAUAUACAUCUAUUACUACUGUAGAUAUGUGUAAACUUUAUAUGAAUGAAGACCACAUUUCAGCUCUCAAUUUUUAUCUCUUAACUCAAUAUACAUCUAUUACUGUUGUAAAUAUGUGUAUUUACAAUAUCAAGAAAUUUAUUUUUUUCCGCGAGUCCUUUUUUGUAGUACGAACUGGGUUCUGGUCCGUUCGCCUGACCCAUAGUUACUCAAAAACGGGCUGCCGGAAUAUCCGUUGCGCCGCUCUUCCUCCACACUUAAUCAGCAUUUCCAAGCCGAGCAAUCUCAGUUAUUGACCCCAAGCAAUAAACAUCCCGGACGCAGAGUCUAAUACAAAAUGAAUUCUUUAUCAUUUUUGUAUUGAAACACAUUAUUUAAAUCUUCCAUCUCAAAGCUCAAAGAAUUUAGGGUGUGAAACUAUCUUCAACAGCUGUCGCCAAAGAUAUCGUGCAUGUAAAUGGAGAGGUUGGAUAAUGCCAAAUUAUUGGAUAUGGUAAGUCAUGUGUCAAGAAUGACAACUAAAGCAUGGGGCUUGGUAGUUGCCAUUAAUAACCCAAUCCUAUCUACUAUAUCUUACCCAUUCCCUCAUUCUCUCUUUCAUAUCAUUACCCAUUCACCCUCACAACACACACUUAAGAGGAAAAAAGAGUAUGAAAAAAUAAAACAAGAACUCUCGUGUUACGAAUAGUGCAGUUGUGAUCGUAAUGGAGCACGGCGAUAACCAAGAAACCCCUUGUUUCCUUCCCGUCAUUGCGCGAUUGGAUCGCCUUGAUCGCCUUAUUCAGCUUGUAGAGGAGAAGCGUAGCAUCUCAAAAACUGAUCGUGCAUGUGUAGCUGAAAGCAAAAAUGAGUGCAAGACUCUAUCCUCAGCUCUAGAGGAGGUCCAUCACAAGGGCACGCUUAUGGAGAGGCUCGCCCUCCUCGAGAAACGAGUACUAGAGUUGAGUCUGGAGAUCAAUGAAGGGAACACCACGUCGAGAUCAAGCUCGACCUCUUCGACACUUCAAGGUUCGGAGAUGGUAGGUGAGAAUGAUUCUGAACUCAAACACAAGAGUGAGAAUGGAGAUGCAAUCAAUAAACAACAAAUGAGAGAUCCCUCCACAAUCCAAGCACAAGAAAAAGCUUCUCCUGCAGAUGAGGUUGUGAAAGAAAGAGCAGCAAGAAGCAGAAGACAGAAAACAAAAUCACAGAAGAAGUGGCCAUGGCUGUUCAGACAUCCAUGUUGACCAUUUACAUUCUGAAAUCGAAUGCAAUAAUCCAUACACUUGCAUAUGUGUGAGUAUAUGUCGAAAUUCAUCGACAAUGUUUGUAAGCCAAAUAUUGACAAUAAACUGCAGCUUUUAUAAA
Messenger RNA from Salvia miltiorrhiza (redroot sage), 1404 nucleotides. RefSeq lists its product as uncharacterized. Lineage: Eukaryota; Viridiplantae; Streptophyta; Magnoliopsida; Lamiales; Lamiaceae. Bases 762 to 1283 code for a protein of 173 amino acids. The transcript is spliced from 4 exons. The record is from RefSeq and is a predicted model, not a curated record.